AUUUUUUCUUAUUGGAUUUUUAUUAAAUUUAAUAUAAAAUUUUGGCGAAAAUUUCAACCAUCGAAUAUUUAGAAAUUUAAUGUAAAAAAAAACAAUUGUGCCUUAAUUACGAAAGCUGCGUCGGAUGAAGCAACCAUUCUAAGUAGGUUGUUAGAUCCCGUACAGGCCAAACAAGUCUCGAAAUCUUUCAAGUUUGUUCUGAACGAAAACAUCCAUAAAUCCACAUAAUGACUUAGUGAAUACUCUAAAGACCUCAAAAUUUUAAAGCCUGCCGGGUAGAAUGAUCAAAAUGUUAUCCCAGAAAUCGAGUUUCAGAAGUGUUUCGAUGAUUAAGGACUAUUUCAAAGGCGACAACAAUAAUUUUAAAGAAAUUUAUUUUUUUAAUAAGCCUGAUACGUGGCAUGGUGUCAGGCAACUUCCAAAGACCCUCAGUAAGUAUCCUAUAUCGAUUUAUGUAUACAUUUCGCGCUGUUUUUAGGGUUAACAUCAAUUUGUUUAUCUCUCCACAGGUUUUCUUCUUGCACACCUUUGUCAGGUCUUUUUUUUAUAAAUAUUUCAUAAUAUAUGAGCUUUGUCUUGUUCAUGUUCAACUAACUUCUCCAACAUCAUUAUAUACAAAAAAAAUAUUUAACCUCGAUAUAUAAGAAUAUAUUCCACCAAGCAACACUAACAAAGAAUCGCUCAUUAUAUCAAAAAUAUUUACAAUAAAAUAGAAUUACUGAGAGAAAACAUGACUUUUCCACACUAGUGCGCAGAAUCCAUCGCGUUUACAUUUUUUUUAAAUAAAAAACAACGAUAAUCAAAUGCUUACAUAUGUAUAUAAUAUGUAAAUGAUAUUUUAGAUGACACGAUAAUCAUGUUUUCCUUCAUGUUAAAUGUGUACUUAGUGCACUUAGAAAACGAUUAAUUAAAUUAAUUAUUUGAUUUCUAAAUAAAUUGCAUCAUUAGAACUAAAUAAAUUUAAUGAAUGAAAAUUAGAGAGCUAAAAUAGUGUCUUAAGCGAAUCAAGUGUGAAUUUUGUACGCUAUGUGCACAUUUAUAAAAAUAAAUUAUAUAGAAGACAGUGGGAGACAAAAAAAUGAGGACAAUCAAUUUUAUAAGAUUAUUUAAUAUUAUGUUAUACCGACAAUUCUCAGAACGGGUGAUCCCAAUUAGACAAUUGCAAUCAAGCCUUUGGUGCUAAGUCGACAAAUUCGAAUAAUACGAGGUGUGUUCAAAAAAUAACGGGAAUUUUCCAAUUGUCAAAAUUUACUGUAUUACUGUAACGAUGCUCUAGCCGCCAUAUUCGCCAGAUAUGGCACAGUGUGACUUUUUCCUAUUUUCAUAAAUAAAGAGAACGUUAAUGAGCCUUCGUUUUAAAUUUAAGGAAUAAAUCGCCGAAAGAGCCGAAGGCAAUGCCAAAUAAAGGAGUUCAGUGUUUCGACAAUUGGAAUAAGCGCCGCUGGAUUAAGUGCAUUAUAUUGAAUGUAUAUUAUUUUGAAGACGACAACAUUAAUGUAGAUGAAUGAAUAAAUAUUUUUUUCAAGAAACAAAACUUCGCGGUAUUUUUUGAACACAUCUCGUAAGAAUUUUUUCUGGAUAGCUGAAGACAAAAGCGGGACAGUCAAACAGACAGUCGUCCAGCCAGAAAGCUACGACAAUAGAAAUUUAGUUAGCACACCCAUUACUAGGAUAAAGAGUCUUACUGAGCUCAAGGAAAAGGAAUAAUAAGGAAAAAGGGGUAAAUAGUUAAAUAUCCAUUUCAGCGGAACUGUUUCCAUCUCAGAAAAAAUUAAAUAGAAAAUACAAGCCAAUUUAUAUUUAUGCCAAGCACUGUACCAUACACACACAUUUAUACUGUAUGGUAUUUUUGAAAACAUCAGUACAACAAAAAUACUACAUGUGAGAUGCCGCUCUAUUUUUAAUUAGUGCUAAGGUUAUUUUUAUUGCUCAGUCAGAAUAAAUGCCUUCAAUAUCUAUUUAAUUAUAGUGUAAAUAAAUAGUGUUUCUUAGCGCAGCUACAACAGUAAAUGUCACAACAAAAACAGCGAGAGAGAGAGUGUGUGAAAGUGCUUAAGCGAUUAGUGAGUGAGGUAUGCUACGACGGGUAUAGGAUAAGAAGAAGAAUCCCAUAUUUGAAUGGAAAUUUUAGGUUUUCAAGAACUAAGUAAAUCUAUGGACAAAAAUUAAUGAAAUUUACGAAUAAAGGAAAAUAAUUUAUUUUAAAUAAUUUUAAACAAAAUAUUUCAGAAAAGUUGUAUAUUUUAUUUAAAGAUCUAUCAUUCAACGAAACAGACUCGAAUUUUUAUCCGACCAAGAACCAUCGAUUCGACAACGAGCUCAAAAAUUACUUCAGAAAUAUUUUCAGUCAAUACAACAAAAACAGCAACAACAAUGAUCAUCAUAUAUCUUUUAAAAAACUUCAAAUACAAAGCUACAUGUAGGGUGCAUAGGUAAAAAUAAACUUACGGCGCCUAAAGAUCUACGCUCACAGAGUCCAAAACAGAAACAAAAACAAAACCAAAAGAAGCUAAUACUCAAAUCUCGACGAUCUAUUAAUUGUACAAAAGAUUGUGUCUCUCCUACCGAAUCCAAAUCAAAGUCAGGAAAAUAAGAUGAAGACAAUCGACACACACAUUUCCCCAAUGGUCAGCGAGUGUCGAGGCAAAUCAAUAGCAAAUAGUCUGCGCCUGUUGUUCAAGCGAAACGCUGGUGAAAAACUAAAUAAAUAAACACUGUAUAAACUUUCUUGCAAUAAGUGAAACGGUCAGUUGCAUUCAAUUUUCGAAAUGGAGAAAUUUAUGACGGGCCGUCCGCAACGUAAUCGACGACAUAGCAGGUGCGUCUGUGUACGCGCUUGGCCGCCAGAGGAUGACCUCCAUCAACCGCGCCUUGUUAAGCGUCUAUUUACGCCCGAGAUCAAGCGCAUGCUCAAGGAUUGGCUUGUGCGCCGGCGCGAAAAUCCCUAUCCAAGUCGUGAUGAAAAGAAACGCUUGGCUAUUGAGACCGGCCUCACAUACACACAAAUCUGCAAUUGGUUUGCCAAUUGGCGACGAAAAUUAAAGAACUCCGAGCUGGAACGCAAUAAAAAGUCUUGGGGUCAUCUCAUUAAGCAUUACAACACCAAUGCACGUGGCAAUGUGGAGCAAUUUAGCAUUUCUUCAGAAGAUAGCAUUUGGGAGGAGGAAGAACUGGAACGCGAUGAAGACGAGGGCAAGCACAGUGAUGACGAUGAAUAUGAAUCACGUGAAGAUGGUAUUUCCAGUGGCACCGAAGGUACUACAAGCUCAACAGGCGGUUGCAGCUACAAUAGUUUUGUGCAGAGAAAGCACAAACUGAGCUGCUUUGUGAAAAAUCAACCAUACAAAAUACGAAAUGUAAAAACUACUGCCAUUGAGAAUACGCAUAAACCGCAAGGCAACACUGAAUUUUAUGGUAGUACAAUAACAAUACAACAACAACCCCAGAUGGUAACAAAACCUAACUCAAGCACCCAUACAGCAAAGUACAAACAGAAAAUGAUGGAGAAGUAUCUGCGCGAUACAAAUGGAACACAUACAACUUCAGUGACGCCACAAUCGAAUGCACACACUGACACUGCUGAAUUCCACAACAAGCAAAACGAUAUCGAAGCGACUGUGCAUAGUGGUGAUGACGGUGAUGGUGUUUGCAAUGGCGAUAAUAAAGCGCUAUCCAAGUGGUUGGAGAGCGCCGCUCGCUUUACACCAGACAAAAACAACUACUUCAUCGAGUGGAAUGGCAAAACCGGCAAAAUGGAACAGAAACAACGCAUAAAACAACUACGCCGCAUCACCAUUGUACCAGUCAACUCAAAUGGCCUCACAAGACGUCCAUCCUUGCACACCUGCCCAACACAAUUAGAAUUAGAUGCCGCCGAAGCGUUGGCAAAUAUGGCAUUUAAUUGUCGACAACGUAUUAUGGAUUGUAAUCACAAUGGUGUGAGCCUACAGACUGUCAAUGCAAUUAGUUCCUAGCAAAUAACUGUAUACUCCUUAAUAAACUUGAACAUUUACAGCAUUCCAGUGUAAAUAAUGGGUGCAAAAGACUAAGCAAAAUUAGAGAAUAAUAUUCCUGACAACAUUAAUGUGUUUAAAAGACAAAGAAAUGAGUGAAAUGAGCGAAUGAAUAAAUGCAAUUAAAAAUAA
Molecule: messenger RNA, 4145 nt
Organism: Zeugodacus cucurbitae (melon fly)
Lineage: Eukaryota; Metazoa; Arthropoda; Insecta; Diptera; Tephritidae
Product: iroquois-class homeodomain protein irx-5
Exons: 4
Coding region: 2769-3974 (401 amino acids)
Biological process (GO): regulation of transcription by RNA polymerase II; muscle organ development; cell development
Cellular component (GO): nucleus
Molecular function (GO): DNA-binding transcription factor activity, RNA polymerase II-specific; RNA polymerase II cis-regulatory region sequence-specific DNA binding
Source: RefSeq, a predicted model, not a curated record